Molecule: messenger RNA, 1636 nt
Organism: Stylophora pistillata
Lineage: Eukaryota; Metazoa; Cnidaria; Anthozoa; Scleractinia; Pocilloporidae
Source: RefSeq, a predicted model, not a curated record
ACCAGUGCUUUACCAUGAGAUAUAAGAGUAAAUUGUAUUGACAACGAAUUCAGGUAGCUUUGUGUGAUCUUGGAAAGAUUCAGUUCACUCUACAAAUUACACCAUUAGUGAACGGCUGACUGACAACUUUGAAGCUGUUGCUGAAAUAUUUUGCCAGUUGGAUCGGCUGUUUGAGUUUCUUCAAUUGCUUAGACUGAUAUUUUGUGACAUAAAGUCGAAGUUCAUCGGGUUUCUUCUCAACACAGGCAAGAACUCAAUGGCUAACAGCACCAUACAGAUUACUCCUAAUAACACAAGCGACGAGAAAUGGAAGUCUCAUUCUACAUCCGAGUGUAUUCCGUGGCUUGAUCUGCUCAUCGUUGAAUGUCUGGCCAUAGUCAUCCUUAAUGCCAUCAGUGCUGCUGUACUCUUGAAGAAGCACCAGCUGCAGCGCAGGGGUACAUGCUUGAUCAUCCACCUGGCGAUAGUCGAUCUUCUGGUAGGGGCAGUGACAGGACCUGUGUUUAUUAACACGGUAGGAGCUUCCUGUGAUCUGUGGGAGGAAACAGUCUGGUCUAAGAAGUACUCUUGGAUGAAUUAUUUGACGAUAGCAUUGGGGCAGUCCCUCCCUUAUUUGUCGCUCUUAAAUCUCGCGGUUAUUUCAUUAGAGCGGGCGCAUGCAACCUUUUCCCCUUUCAAGUAUCUUGUCGUUAAGAAAUGGGUCUAUGGAGUUAUAGUUGGUGUAACUUGGUUAAUGUUUGUGACUGCUGCUAUACUGGGGAAAGAUAUAAGCAGAAAAGGCCGCCAAAUUAUGUAUUUUUCAUUUUUUGCAGUUCUUCUCUUUGUAAUUUCUGUUUCUUACAUCUCAAUUUUUGUCAAAGUCCGUUUCUGUCAUCGUCUCCCAAAUCACGGCUCAUCAAGUGUAAUGGAUCGAAAAUUAACGAAUACGUUGUUUAUGGUGACUCUUGCAUCCAUAUUUACUUGGCUUCCAUUGAUAAUUGGACGAAGCUUAAGCACUUUGAACCCCCAGUUACUUAAAAACCUUAACCGGCGAUUAGCCGAUCACUUGUUCAGAGGUGUGUUGAUGUUGUAGCUGGCAAAUUCGUUAAUAAAUCCGAUAAUCUACGCCAUGCGGCUGCCAGAAUUAAGACAAGGUAUAAUGAAAAUCAUAUUUCGCCAGACUCCAAACAGUUCAAACCAGGAUGAUUCUCCUCUCCGUAAUCUUUGAUUCAUCAGUUUUUAUUCAGUUCAGACUGUAAGAAUUAAUCAGCAUAUGAUUCCAUACGUUAUUUGGAUAACAGGUGCCGAUAAACUAACAAAGUUCUUAGCGCGAAGAGUGUCUUGGUUAAACAAAAAAUCGAUCGAAAGUCAUUCCUUGAAAGUUUAAGAAUUAAAAAAACCUAUUUAGGGGGCUCAAGAGUUAGUUUGUAUUUGUUAACAAUUCGAACUUAAUGUAACGUGCAUUAAGAGAGAAAUCAGUCAUAACUCACAUGCUUUUGUCGUCUUAGUCCAACAAAAAAUCUAAAUAUAUUGUGCUGGUUGUGCAGACUAGUGUUUUGCUGCGUGUCGAUAUAUAUUUUUGAAAUAGUCCCCUUGAUUUGAAACUUAAUUAAAUUAAGCACACAAAAUAAAUAACAUCUUGUGUUUUGAAUGAAAA